AUGAGUUCAACGCUUCGGGAAGUGCUCACUAAGCAUUUACCACCACCUGGAACCACGAACUUGCGCAGCGGUGGUAAGCGAACACGUGAUUCCACACCGCUGACGUGGGAUAAAUUUUUCGACGAGAACCGUACCGUCGAUGUAGAUGGUAACAGUUUCAAUGGCACGAGUGGGCCUGUAUUUUACCUACUUCAUGGCGGUGGAUACUCUGGGCUAACAUGGGCUUGCCUCGCGAGGGAACUCAGCAGUCGUAUCCAGUGCAGACUUCUGGUGCCUGAUCUUCGCGGGCACGGUCACACGCAAACUCAAGACGAUAAAGAUCUAUCAGUUGAGCGGCAGACGAAGGUUUAUCACUCGAUCGUUGAAGAUGUUCUUAGUUAUGCGCUUGUCACUCAGUUCCUAGGAAUCAAUACUUUUUUCCCCGCUGAAAACGAUGAAGAUCCACCGCUCGUUUGUGUUGUUGGUCAUAGUAUGGGUGGAGCGUUAGCCGUACAUGUCGUGGCCACAAAUGAAAUUCCGAACGUGGUCGCCUUGGUGGUUAUAGACGUGGUGGAAGGUUCGGCGAUGGAUGCUCUGGGUGGAAUGUUAACCUUUCUUCGUGGGCGUCCAAACGUUUUCGAGUCUGAAGAGAAAGCUGUCGCCUGGUGCCUGCAAUCAGGUGCGACUAGGAAUCGGGAAGCUGCCAGGAUUUCGAUGCCAUCACAGAUCAAAAAGACGGAAGAUGGAAAGUAUACGUGGCGUAUAGAUCUGACGGAUACGGAACAGUUUUGGGUUGGUUGGUUCCAAGGUUUAUCUGCAAAGUUCCUAUCAUGCAGCCCUCCAAAGCUACUGGUGCUUGCCGGUGUCGAUCGGCUAGACAAGGAUCUGACGAUAGCUCAAAUGCAAGGCAAAUUCCAAAAUACGAUUCUUCCUAAAGUUGGACACGCGGUUCAUGAAGACAGUCCCGAUCGAUUAGCGGACGAACUGGCUCGAUUUGCUCUACGGCAUCGAUUUGCUGAAGCCGUCCCCGGAGCACGACCACUUGCACCACAUCCCAUGAUGGGUAUGGGAAUGAUGAUAUAG
Messenger RNA from Haemonchus placei, 1062 nucleotides. NCBI's taxonomy places the organism in Eukaryota, Metazoa, Nematoda, Chromadorea, Rhabditida, Trichostrongylidae. The record is from the annotation of a GenBank genome assembly.